AUGAGGCGACUAAGUCGGCUGAUCCGACUCUUUGGAAGCAUUUGGAUGUCGUUGUCUUACAAUGGAUACGGCACCAUUUCUAACGACCUUCUUCACGCUAUCCGCAAACGCAAUGACACGGCAGAGGGGGUGUGGAAUCGUCUUGAAGCUCUUUUUCAAGACAACAAAGCCUCUUGGGCUACCCAUCUCGAGGAGGACUUUACAAACGCUGUUUUUGAGGACUUCAACUCGAUCGAUAGUUAUUGUAAUCACCUACAAUCUAUGGCGGACAAGUUGGCUGAUGUUGAUGCUCUGGUAACAAAUGCUCGACUGGUUUUACGUCUCACCGGAUCCUUACCGGAGGCAUAUGGUGGUACGGUGGACUUUAUACAAAAUCAAGAGCCUUUGCCCUCCUUUGAGAGUUGUCGUUCGAGGUUGAAAAUGGCGGAGCGUACUAUUAAGGCCCGUCAAGCUCGUGAAACUGGUGGUUCUAGCAGUAGGUCCGGUGGUGCCGCCAUGGUUGCCGCUGAUUCUUCUCUGUCGUCGGACUCCUCUGCAAUCAACAAACGCAACAACAAUUAUAAAGGGAGGCAUAAUUCGAAAAACAAUGGGAAGAAAAAGGCCCAACAAAACUCUAAUGGGGUCGGUCCUAGUCAGCCACCACAUCAAUAG
Messenger RNA from Humulus lupulus (European hop), 651 nucleotides. RefSeq lists its product as uncharacterized. Bases 1 to 651 code for a protein of 216 amino acids. NCBI's taxonomy places the organism in Eukaryota, Viridiplantae, Streptophyta, Magnoliopsida, Rosales, Cannabaceae. The transcript has a single exon. The record is from RefSeq and is a predicted model, not a curated record.